Messenger RNA from Pleurotus ostreatus (oyster mushroom), 525 nucleotides. RefSeq lists its product as uncharacterized. The transcript is spliced from 3 exons. The record is from RefSeq and is a predicted model, not a curated record. NCBI's taxonomy places the organism in Eukaryota, Fungi, Basidiomycota, Agaricomycetes, Agaricales, Pleurotaceae. The coding region runs from base 1 to 525 and encodes 174 amino acids.
AUGUCCCUCACACUCCGAAUAUGCCGUUCUUCUUGGGCCCGCAAUACCAGGCUCAGGACGUCGCACUUCACGCGGUCCCUUUCCUGGUUCUCGUCGCAUGCAUCACCUCUGGCCGUGUCGUACGCCAUAGUGACCCCGCCUCGAAUGCUGGUAGCGCGUCCGCCACCUCGACGGACAUUCUCUACGAGCAGAUCUCUGGCCGAAGCCGCGCCGAAAUCUACAUUAGACCCUUCGUCAGCAGACUCGGACGUUCUGAAAGCCUUCUCAGAGACUACGUUAUUCCGCAAACUUGCCGACGACCCCGAAGCUCUCAGAGAGAUGGCAGAAUUUGUGAAACUGCUAAAGUCAAAAGGGAUUGAUCCAACAUCCGGUAAAACACUGGGAACAAUGCAGAUGCUCAAGUUGGUUGCCGACCCCGAAUUUAGAGAGGCAGCGAAACGGACGCAGGAGAGGCUGUUGAAGUCGGGCGUAGACUUGAAGUCCCCUGAAAUUAUGGCGGAACUCAUGGCACUCAAGAAAUCGUGA